Molecule: messenger RNA, 2490 nt
Organism: Plasmopara halstedii
Lineage: Eukaryota; Oomycota; Peronosporomycetes; Peronosporales; Peronosporaceae
Product: PDZ domain
Exons: 2
Coding region: 1-2490 (829 amino acids)
Molecular function (GO): protein binding
Source: RefSeq, a predicted model, not a curated record
AUGGCGGAUUCACGCGACACACGCGGCGAUUCAGCGUGUUCAGAUGAUUCGGAUAAGCUUAGUCCACAUGAUUUUGUGCAGCGUCAGAUGGACAAGAUGCGUAGUUUAGAUGAAGCGGAAAACUCUUCUUUCCUCGAGUCGGCGCCAUCACAUCGCAGCAGUAAUCUCAGUGGUACGAGUGAGCGUUCAGCAAAUAGAACAGUCUUUGAAAAACUACAGGCAUUGGCUCUUGCGGAAAAAAUUAAGCUUGAUGAACAGAAUAAUGGAUCUGGUGUCAAAAAUAUCAAUACGAAUGGACAGCCUGUGAUUCGACGCGUUAAUAAGAAAGGAGCGGCUACAGGUUUGCAGUACGCACGAGCAGGAGAUGUGCUGCUUGCUUUGAAUGGUGUGAGUGUCUCUGCAACGCCUUUUAGUGAAGUGAUUGAGCGAUUAAAGAAUCCGGAAUUUCCAGUCAAAUUAGACUUUCGACCAUUAAAAUUAAGUGAUUUGGCGUCAGCAGCUUCAGCUGCGACAACUAAAUGGGGACUACCUCGUACAGACUCGUCAAUUCAUAGCGGUGAUGCAUCAUCAGCUUUCUGUGGAUCUCCAGUAUCGUCGAAUGCAACAGUGGACAUGCGGAACAAUCGAGGAGGAGGAUGGGGUGAGUCGCCAUCGUAUAUGCCACAGAUGGAUGAACUCGUUACGACAGAUUCAAAUGAUGUUGAGUACGAUGUCGUGUGGAGUGAAGGACCUUUAGGGUGUGAAAUGAAACAACGAAAUGGACUCCCGGCUGUCAAGUCUGUAACCGGCACUGGUGUCACACCAUCCGUUGCGCAGAUUGCAGCAGGAGAUAUUCUCGUCAGUAUCAAUGGCUUGCGUGCAGAGGAGAUUGGUUUCAAAAGCACGGUAACGCUGAUGAUGCGAGCAACGAAGCCUGUAUACUUGAGAUUCCUUCGUGGUGGCGCACGACAGUCAACGUCGGGAAACAGCUUGAGCGAUCUACCACCCUACAGGGGGCCUCAGAGCAACAGAGGACCGUAUCACGAUAUAGGUGGAGCAGGGGCUGAUUCCGCGUCGCUGGAAUUAAAGCAGUAUACGGUGCUAUGGCGGGAUGGUCCUUUGGGGAUACAAAUCCGUACAUCCAGCAAAGGACGUGUCGUCGUCGCGCGACUGACUGGCGCUGGCGCGCCCAAUGUGAAUGAAGCAGUGAAACCAGGCGACAUUUUCUUGCGUAUCGCGGGUGUUGAAGUUGAUGAUUUGGGCAUCGCAGGCGCAUUUGAAAUGCUCAAAACGGUACGAAAACCAGUUGUGCUCGUCUUUCAGCGACGUGGACGUGGUUCAAAUCGCUUGAAUCCGCGUGGUCGACAUUUUGGCUUACCAACACCAGUACCCGGACCAUCAUCGUCUAUUGUACCUUCUUUCCGGCAACUACGAGAAGAGGAAGCUGCUGUUGCUGCAGCUGCGGGGAUUGUAGGAACACAUAGUGCCGGAUACAAUCACUCGAGUGGUAAUAGCCACGAGCAGCAGAUAAGAGCUGGAUUUCAAAGCUUAGAAAAUUACGCAGCUUCGGACGAUGGAACAAGUCAGGCAAGCUACGAUUAUCUAGACUCGCCGCGCUCAAAUGCUUCACACAAUCCAUCUGGUAACCUGUUCAAUGUUGACGGAGCCGUAUCUGAGAACGAGCCCGGUCGCCCAGUCCAACCACCACCAUUUCCAAGUAUGGAGUCACGUAGUGCAGACGAUGACAAAAGUUUUGAGGAAGAUUCAUUUCCAGCAGAAGCUCGCGAUGAAAGCCCAUCACUUACAGCAUUGCCGCCACCUCCAUCCUAUAUGGACGUUUUCACGGCCUCUGGACGAGCCAAGGAUCCUGAUACAGUGGUGCCUUCUUCAACUAGAAGUAUGGACCUCUCGAACAUGCCUGAUAACAAAUCAGGUGGUGGCGAAUAUUUUAGUGGACACAUGGAACUUCCUCCACCUUUUGAAGCUCACACGAACGCUGGCGUACUGCAUCCUCCACCACUUUAUCCCCAAAUUCAACUUCCACCUACAGAGGAGACUUCAUCAUUGCUUGGUCAGCCAAGUCGACUACAAGAGCUUCGACGUCAGUAUAUCGAGUCCGAGCGCCAACGCAACUUGCAUCAGAAUGGAAAUCCGAUGAUGGUAAGUACGUACUCGGAUAUUGAUGACUCAGGUCUUGUCGUACCUCAUCGAGGGCAAGCUUCAAUCGGGUCAUUACCCGGCGGUGCGCCACCUCCUCAACUCCCAUUACCGGAAUUGUGGGUGCGCUGGACCGAUGGUCCUCUCGGGAUCACAUUUAAGCGCAAAAAUGGACAAAUCGUCGUAUCGCGACUCACAGGCUCAGGAUAUUCGCCAGGUUUAACACAGCUUCGGUCCGGCGACUGGCUCGUGUCGUUUAAUAACCACUCGACCAGCAAUUUACGGCUUGGUGAAACGAUGGAACUGCUGAAGCGCUCGCCAAAGCCUGUGGAAAUGUGCUUUAUUGUUCAAUGA